This is a messenger RNA of Arvicola amphibius (Eurasian water vole), 2307 nucleotides long. It is a transcript of the gene Jhy, whose product is annotated as junctional cadherin complex regulator. The transcript has 8 exons. NCBI's taxonomy places the organism in Eukaryota, Metazoa, Chordata, Mammalia, Rodentia, Cricetidae. Bases 1 to 2307 code for a protein of 768 amino acids. The record is from RefSeq and is a predicted model, not a curated record. Gene Ontology annotation, biological process: axoneme assembly; brain development.
AUGAGUAAAUAUAAACCAAUUCCCAAGCUCUCCACUCAGUCUCCUGUCCAUCAUGCCAGCGUGAGGACCCAGCCUUCGGGCAGACCCUUGAAGGAAGAAGACUUAAAUCGGAUUUCAAAAGACUCCUUAGAAUCAGAUUCAGAGAGCCUUCCUCAAGAGAUUAAGUCCCAGUCUGAAGCUGAGGACCAAAUCCAGGACAAAAAUAUGGAGCCUGACAGCUUAGAGGAGGGAAGCCUGAGUGAGACGGAAGAGGAAGUGAACAGAAAAGUGGCCCACGGGGCCAGCAAGGACGACCUGGGAGCACGUGGUGGUGUAAACCUCAGCCAGCGUCAUGUAGAAGACAAAUAUUCAGACCUCCGAUAUGAUCCCAAUUGGAAGGAUAAGAGAGAGGGGGUGCAGCCAUUGGCUAUGGAAGCCUUGCCAAGGUCUGCCGACAGCUCUUCAGAAAGCCUGCCUCUGGCUCCGCUCUACCCUUCCAGGGAGCCAUCAAUGGGACUCUCCGCAGGGAACAGCAAAGGGAAGAGGAGUCCUCAGAGCGAAGCCUCCUUACUUGGAAGCGAGUUCCUAAGCCCAAAAUAUGAGUGUGACACCCGUCAAAAUGAGUCCCUUUCGGAACCAAGUGACAGUGACCAGGAGGAGAAGUCCAGCAACCUCUCCCAGUACCUGAAGAGCUCAGGUUCACACAAUGAAGUUUUCCUGCCGGGAUCAAGGGGACCCCGGAGAAGGAAGUCCAAACAAUAUUUUGUGGAAAAAAACAAGCUGACUUUGGGAUUACCGACUCCUAAAACAGACUCUUACCUUCAACUUCAUAAUAAAAGAAGAGGAGAGACCCGCCUCGAACAGAUCGCCCACCCCAUCAGAGGCACCAGCAAGAUGACUGUCCAGAGCGACAAAGGAGUCGAAGACACUUCUGUGGAUCCCGAGGACAAAUGGCAUCAGAGAGCAAAACAGCUCAAGAGUUACCAAGAACACUUGUCUCAAUAUGAAGAUACAAAAUCAGGCAGUGUCCCAAGAGGUCAGUCUUCCGAUACAGCCAAUGGGCAGCAACCUUCCAAGAGAACAGGCAAGGCCAGGGUUCGGAAACAGAAGAAACGCCAGAAUGGCCUGAAGUCUCUUGGGACCAAAGAGCUCGUUGUCAGUCAGAAACAUCAGAAUUAUCCUCUCCAACAACCACAAAACGAAAGGCAGCCUAUGGAUGCCUCAGCAAAGCAUGGGCUGGCCACAUAUAUGAAUUCUUCGAACACAGAUUUGCAGGACUCCCGAACACUCGCCCACAACCCCAAAGUCACCUCCAACACAUUUGUUCCACCCAAGCAGGCUUUUGACAGAGUGUUGUAUAAAAACUCUGUCUCCGGGCUGAACGCUAAUAAAAAAAGAGGACACAGACAUGAAGACGAGAAAAGAUCUUUGUAUGAGCAGCAACCCCUCUACAUGCUUUCUGAUAUGGAUCUGCAAGACUUUAAUGAACCUUCUCACAAACACGUGUCUCUGAGCCAGAAAGGCCCUCAGUCUGAUUAUGACAUGAACACACACAGGUCAACGAAGAUCAAGAAGCCAUCCAAACAGCCGCAGGUAGAGACAAAGUACAAGAACAUAGAGAUGCUAUGGAAAUUCCACUCUUCCUCAGACACGGACCGCGUCAGCGCCUCUCCAGACUCCCGGCUUGCUCAGAUCAUGGAACAGCAUCAGCAAGCCUUGGUGCAGCUGGCAGAAGUGCAGCCCAGCGAGGGCUCCUUGUCCAGCACCACACUCCCGCCUAUCCUGUCCAGGGUAGAAAGUGAAUCCCAACUCAGUUCAGACAGAAGCAACCGACAGCAGAUGAAGAUGGCACGUAGUAAUUCGGAAGGCUACCUGCUGCAGCUGGAAAGGGGGAAGAAACACAGGAAGCGCAGCGGCACCAAGAGUUCCAAGCUGAAAGGCUAUCAGAAAAGAGACGUGAAGCUCGGAGGCCUGGGACCUGACUUCGAGGCCGUCAGGGACAAAAUGCAAAAAUUAAUGCAGCAGAAAGCAUAUGCAAAGCAAGUCCAGGAAUACAACAUGAAGACCCUGUCCGUUCUGUCCAAACCACAGACAGCAAAACCUGAAAGUAAAUCAGCGAUUUCUCGGCAGAAGGCUUUGGAAUACGCUAAAACCAUCCCCAAACCCAAACCACCAAGUCUGACAGAUCAAGCACUGAAGAAAACUAAGAAGGCACAGAACGGUGAAAACGGAGGCUUACCAGAAAUCUCCCUGCUGGAGAUCCUGCAGAGCAGGCACGAGCGAGAGAAGCAGGCCGUGGCUGCUUUUAAAGUCCUUCACAUUGUCUAG